This is a messenger RNA of Zophobas morio, 617 nucleotides long. Its product is annotated as endocuticle structural glycoprotein SgAbd-2-like. The transcript is spliced from 2 exons. Bases 77 to 595 code for a protein of 172 amino acids. The record is from RefSeq and is a predicted model, not a curated record. Gene Ontology annotation, cellular component: chitin-based extracellular matrix. NCBI's taxonomy places the organism in Eukaryota, Metazoa, Arthropoda, Insecta, Coleoptera, Tenebrionidae. Gene Ontology annotation, molecular function: structural constituent of chitin-based larval cuticle.
CAUUUUAUAUAUAAAAGGUAAGUUUAGAGUUUUUUAGAUAUCACUUCUUCCCAGCAAUUCAGUUCAACCUUCAAAAAUGUUUCAGUUAAUUUUCUCAUUUGGGAUAUUCGCCAUAGCUGCUUCUGCCCGGCUGGAUACGCCAUACUUACCCCCUUUUUCUCGACCUUUUGGUAGUGGCAGCAGCUUUUCUGGAUUUGGUCAACCACAUAUACAAAUAGUGCGAUUUGACAAUAAUAAUAAUGGAGAUGGUACUUAUAACUAUGUCUAUGCCACAGCGAAUGGAAUUUCGGCACAAGAACAAGGGUUCUUGAAAAACGUUGGUUCACAAAGUGAAGCUCAAGUGGCGCAAGGAUCGUUUUCCUAUACUGCUCCUAAUGGUCAACAGAUUGCACUUUCUUAUACCGCGGAUGAAAAUGGUUUUCAUCCUCAAGGUGCCCAUCUUCCAACACCGCCGCCUAUUCCAGAUGCUAUUUUAAGGUCUCUAGAAUUUAAUCGUGCAGAAGAGGCUCGAGGAGGUUAUCGUGGAGAUGAUGGGCAAUAUCGUCCACAAAGUAGUUACGGUGUUCCCGGAUUUUAUCAAGGUUAUAGAUAUUAAGCAUUUCUGUUUUAUGCAUAUU